Molecule: messenger RNA, 678 nt
Organism: Rhagoletis zephyria (snowberry fruit fly)
Lineage: Eukaryota; Metazoa; Arthropoda; Insecta; Diptera; Tephritidae
Product: pupal cuticle protein G1A-like
Source: RefSeq, a predicted model, not a curated record
AUGGCAUUCAAAGUCGUACUACUCUCAACUCUACUGGCUGUUGUUAGCGCCGGCGUUUUGCAACCCAUCACCUAUGCACAUGUCGCCAAUCCUGCGGUGGAUGCUGUUGCUUCGACACACCAAAAUGUGGUACGUUCUUUCGACGGUACUGUCUCCCACUAUUCGAAGAACGUUGAGACACCCUACUCCAGUGUACACAAAUCCGACACACGCAUCAGCAAUAAUGUCUAUACACCAGCUGUAGCCAAGACGGUCACCUAUGCUGCUCCAUCGCAGACGGUUUAUGAGCAUCAUGAGGCCACACCUGCUGUCUAUGCUCAUCCAGAACUGCAGCCAACCGCUGCUGUUUACACUCAUGCCGCGCCGGUGGCCAAAACGGUCAGCUAUGCUGCACCUGUUGUGGCCAAAGCUUUGACUUACGCAGCACCAGCUCCUGUAUAUGCUGCCCCAGCUGUCGCCAAAACCAUCAGCUAUGCUGCUCCAGCUCCUGUCUACCAUCAGCAUGCUGCUCCAGCUGUGGCCACUACCACCUACAAUCAUGGACCAGCUGGCGCCAGCUACACUCAUAAUUCGCCCGGUGUUUCUGCCUACGGUUCCAGCCAGACUGUGCACUAUUCGCCCGCCGAGAUGGUGUCGCACAUGAGCUUCGAUGGUUUUGGCACCCACUGGGGAUACUAA